Puntigrus tetrazona (Sumatra barb) is the source of this 7653-nucleotide messenger RNA. Its product is annotated as zinc finger protein 638-like. Gene Ontology annotation, molecular function: RNA binding; zinc ion binding. The record is from RefSeq and is a predicted model, not a curated record. Gene Ontology annotation, cellular component: nucleus. NCBI's taxonomy places the organism in Eukaryota, Metazoa, Chordata, Actinopteri, Cypriniformes, Cyprinidae.
GCAGCUCAUCAUUUUUGUCAACAAGGCUAUGCAACCUUGGUUAUUUCAAUGGACUGGCAAUUGCUACAAUGGACGUCAAAUGAAGAUUCUCUGUCUACGCUGGAUAUUGUCAUUAUAUUGAGACUUUGUUUGGCCUUUUUUGUAACCCGUUACUCUCAGCCCUUAUUUACUGGCCCUUCAUCAAAUCAUUUUAAGUAGCAAACCAUAAACGAUACCCUGCUUGCACCUCCAGGUAAGGAACAGCAACCAAUCAGUUAUCCACAACAACAAGCAUCCCCAUCAUGUGUUGCUUUCUAGACACUUUUUCAUCCUUCUAAAAGUUUUUUUGUGAAUCUGAGACUCUGAAUUCCUGUGCGUCGGUUUAUUUGUGGAUUUUAAGCUCUCUUUGGGGCCCAGAGCAGGUGUGAGUACUACAGGAGCACAUUUGACCUCCAUUCAGCUUUUAGAGGCGGAAGCAUGAUAAAGAGCAAUAAGAAAAUAAAAUCCCAGGAUGGCUCAACAAACGCUAUCAUAAGUAACAAUGUCAACAAACAGACCAAUAACCUGGCUCUCGUCUCUCAACCGAAUACCCCAAAUAGCUUUUCAUUGUUCUUGGAAAGUUGUGUGCCCCCUGUUGCAUUGAGGCAUUUUGGGGGUCUGCCGCUUAGGCCCGUUCCCCUCCAGUUGGCACAGAUAAAGACUCAGUUGGCACUGCACCAGCUGAAUGCAAUUUCUGGCACAAGCGUCACUCCGCCGGCAAUUGCGUCACCUGCUUUGACCUUGCUCAACUUGCUCAAGGUCACCAUGUCGCAUCCAUUGUAUAAUCCCCGUGGAGGGCAGUUCCCCAGUGGUCAGAGACCCAUCGUGCCUGGCCAGUAUGGUCUUGGAGCACAGCCUCGAAUGGAGCUGGGGGCAGCCCGUCUUGGCCCGGGUUCCAUAUCUGGUUCUCGGGGAUUGUUGGGAAACCAGCCCUUCUCCUUGGGCCAACGCCAGUCAAAGAUUUCCACAGAUCUUGAAGCUGCCAUAGACCGGAAUCUUCGGGGAGCCCGCGAGGAAGUUCGCCUUCUCACUCAAAUGCUCCAGCAACCCAAAAAAGCAGAUCCCAGAAUGAGAGAAGAUGCAAGGGAUGAAGUGCUUUCCUCCAGCAGCGGCUUUUCAGGGACUUCACGAUCUGAUGAGGUGGACUGGUCCAUAUACCAAGCUCCAGGCAAGCUCUUCUCAUCCGCAAGUUUGGACCGUCCUUCCAGUUCUUCGCAGCUGUUCCCGUCUGCAAGUUUUGUUGGAGGGUCAAGUGGUUUGACAAGCCAGCCUCCUCCAGAACCUCGACCUUCACGCUACACCUCUGAAAGUGCCAGCAGCAUCCUAGCAAGUUUUGGACUCUCCAAUGAGGACCUAGAACUUCUAAGCCACUAUCCAGAUGAUCAGCUUACCCCCGACAACCUGCCGUUUAUUUUACGAGACAUCCGAAUGCGUAAAGCGAAGAGGGACGUUGAUGCGAGGUCUGAAUACAGCAAAGUUAUUGACUAUGGACAUUCUAGUAAAUUUGACUAUCCUGAGGAGAACCCGGAUGGCUAUGCAAGUGAACGCCUGCCUAAAGAGUCUCCAAAGUUUGUGAGGGAGGUCUCUGGACCACCCUUCACUGGCAUGGAAAUCUCAAAGCAUCCUCAGUCGUGUCAGCCAGCACCAGGCCCUGUACAAGUUCCAAAGCUUCAGAAACCUCCAACAGUAGAUCCAAGACCUACUAAGACGAUUCCAGCAAGACCAUCUGCUUCCCAGACUAUUCUGCAGCCUCCCAGUCGGCCUCCUCUGCAGAUACCACCUCAACUUGGUGUUCUACCCAUGAUGACCAUUGACGAUAUUUCCCGAGGUCCGAAUGCCAACUGGAUCCCGUUCCUUUCGCCUCCAAUCAGUGUGUCUGCCCCGAAGAGGCUUCCAACUCCAACCAUGAUGAACGAUUAUUCAGCAGCUACACCAAGAAUCUUUCCUCAUACAUGCUCUCUAUGUAACAUUGAAUGUAUCCAGAUUAAGGACUGGCUUGAACAUCAGAAUACAAAUCUUCACAUUGAGAGCUGUAGACGCCUUAGAAAACAAUAUCCUGACUGGAAUGUUGAGGCUGUCUCUGUUUCAAGACCUGAGCCCAAAACAGAACACAGCAGCUCGAAGCGACAUGCUCGAUCGCACUCGUACUCCAGAUCCCCCAGUCCGAAGCGGCACCAUGACUCCUCAAGUCGUCGUAAGCGAUCCCGUUCACGCUCCCGGUCCCGUUCUCGCUCCCGAAGCCCUAGAAGGUACCGCCGUUCUAGAAGUCGCAGCCGGUCCCCCCAUAGGAAGUCUCGAGGCAGUCCUUACAGACGGAGGUCCCGUAGUCCACCAUCUCAACGGUCGAGAUCUCCAGUUUACGGCAGACGCUCUCCUGUACGCCGUUCGAGCCCCCGCCGGAGCAGCCCCUCCUGGCAGCAGAGAUCUAGUAGUAGUGAACGGUUGGCUAUGAAGCUCAUGUCUUCAGGUGAGUUUUCUUCAAUCACAGACAGUAGUACUUUGAAGGCUGUGGUGAAGUCCUUGGCACCAGCCCUGCUGGCUGAGCUUGCAAAGAAGAAAAGUAGUUCCACUUCUUCCUCAUCAAAGGCAAGCAGUAGCAGCAGUAGUUGGAAACGACCGCCUUCUCCUAAGAGAGCGGAGUACUCCAAGUCAGGCAAAACCUCCACCUCAAAGGCCUGCAGCAGUCCGAAGCAAAGACCCUUGACCCUUGUGAAGGAUGCCCCUGGCACAUCCUGUUUGUUGAGGCUCAUUGGAAUUCCUCAAGGGACCACAAGCAAAGAACUGACUGAUGCAAUUGAGCCUUUUGGCAAGAUCUAUACUGCCAUUCUCCUCAAGGCAAUUAAAGAGGCUUCAGUGUGUAUGGAGAGAGUGGAGGAUGCCAAAGCUUUGCUCAACUGUAAGAACCUGACAAUUCGUGGCAACGUUAUUAAAAUCUGCAUGGAGAAGGAUGCAAGAGAGGAUGAUGGGAGGAAAUCUGUUAAGAUCGAAAAACCUGUUAAGAAAAAAGAGGUGACCACAUCAACAAAACCAGCCCAAUUAGCAAAAGUAAAGAGUGCACCUCAGCCAGCAAAAGCAAAAGAGGUGACAGGUUCUAAGAUGACUCAGUUAACUAAGGCAAAACUGAGCGAAACCAACAAGAUGGCUCAAGUUACCAAGGGAAAACCGAGUGAACCUAAAAAGACUGUUCAAACAGCUAAAGCUAAACCCCCUGCAAAGGGUUCAGAGACCACAGUUGCAAAAAAAUUGAUAAAGAAGGAAAUACCCUGGAGAAAAAAUAUAGUUGAGAUUACAAAUCUUCCAGAGGAAGGGGUUACUGAGGAUGACCUCACCAACCUUGCUAAACCAUAUGGCUUCAUUGCAACUCCUGUCAUAGCAAUCACUCACCAAAAGGCCUAUCUGCAGAUGCCCAACACAGAGGCAGUUGAAGCAAUGGUGAAGGCCUGCUCUGAGACACCAGCUAAAUUACAAGACAGAGAGAUAACUGUUAAGAUGAUGAUGCAACCUAUUGACCUGAAUUACACUGAGUCAGUAUUCAGAGUCCUAAUGGGCAUGGAGAAAUCACCUGAAAUUGUCACAUUGCCAGAACGCCUUCUCAUUGUUGGAAAUGUGCCAAAAACACUUGGGGCAAUCAAGGAAGUAGAGGCCAUAAUUCAACGCUAUGGUGCCUUCAAGAAAGUUUUGCCUCUUAAUGGCAGGAUUAUUUUUGAAAUGGAGGAUGCUACUUCUGCUAGGACUAUCUUCACUCGCUUCCUCAAGUUUCGUUGUGUGGUCCAUAACAGUACCCUUAGCUUCAAACUAGCCAAACCAGUCAAGUUUAAAAAGAAGACGGAUGCAAAAGGAGCAAAUCCUCCUGGUACAAAUGCAGUGACAGUAAAAAAACCCAAUACUUUCAAAGUCCAAAAGGUAGUCAAUGCAGCAGAAGCUUCUGCUGCAGGUCCACCUGUCACAAAAGACACAGCCCCAAAAACGAAUGCUACUGUUGAGGCUAAAGAUAGUGAAGUAAGUUUGAAAGAAAGUAUUGAUGAAAUGAUGAAUGCUGAUACAGCUGCAACUACAGUUACUGCAGUUCCCAAAGACAUUUCAGUUGACGGAUCUGCUAAUGCAGAAACAACUGCUUCUGAGAAUAAAGCAGUGAAGGAUACCCAAGCUGUUAAUGAAAAUGCUGUGGAGACCCUUGAAAUUGAAUCUGUGAUAAAAGAGCAUGAAGCUACAUCUUCAGUUUCCACGGCUGAAUCUAAGAUUGAGAACAAGGAGCUUGAGGUUGAAUCCUCUGUUCCCUCUUUAGAAUCUGCCAUUUCAGCUGAGUCUGGGAAAGCAGAGCUUAAAGAUGAAUCAUCAGUCUCUGCGGAAUCUGCUGCUUUAACUGAAUCUCCAAACACAGAGCAUGAAGAUGGAUCCUCAGUUCCUGCUUCAGAAUCUGGAAAAACUGAACUUGAAGUUCCUGCUAUUUCCAUUUUAGAACCUGCCGUUUCAAUGGAGUCAACAGAAGCAGAGGAAGAAUUGGCUUCCUCAGAAACUUCCAUUGUAAUAGAAUCAACUGAUCAAACAGGGCCAUCACUUAAGAAAAAUGUUGAAAAGGCUGAAGAUGUUCCCAAAGAAUUAGUUCCUGCAUCUGUGGAAGAAAGCAAAAUUGACAAUUCAAAGUUGGAAGGUAACGAUAAUGUUGAGUCCAAUUCCGAAAUUGUUGCUUCAGCUGUUAGCAGUGAGGAAACUGCAGUAGAGGCCAUGGAGACCCUAAGUCCAGAAGAAUCUACCAAAGGCACUGAUGUCAAAGAUGAUGUUUUGGAAACCCACAAGCUCAAUAUUAAAAACGAGGGCCAAAAUAAUGACUUGGAACCAAAUGUGGAACCAACCAUACAUCCACAGUCUAGUAAUGAAAAUGUACCUGCUGAAGAGCAUGUCCCUGCAGCUGUUGAAUCUGACUCUCUUCCGACCUUUGAUCCUGCCUCUGACCUACCCACCACUUCCAAUCAAGCAGUCAGUGAUUCAUCUGUCACAGUUACAUGUGCCUCAAAUAGUCCUCAAACGGGGAUCGAGCCCUUCCAGAUUGACGACAAUUCUCUGGACUUUCCUCCGGUUACGCAGGAGAUUUUGAAGGCCCUUGAACUAGCUGUUCAUCAGUGUCGCUUACAGUCUUCGUUAAAACGUGCUGAAGAAGAAGCCAGACAGAGGGCCGAAAUGGAAAAGAAAGCUGCAGAGAAGAAAAUCACAAAAGGCCCGUCAAGCUCAAAGAAGCCUGCUCAGUCAACCAAGAAGACCACUCAAGCUGAGAGCAAAAAGAUUCAGACUGAGAAAGAGAAAAAGUCUCAUAACUCUGGGCCAAAGAGUAAGCUUGCGGACACUUCAUCCCCAGAAAAAGAGUCAACAUGUAGACACAGGAGCAGAGGUGAUUCUGAAGAUGAUGGCCUUAGCACAAGGCGUGGCGGGUCUUCGGGGUCCUCUUCCUCCCGGAGGAGCAGGCGGGAGUCCACUCCUCCAUCAAAGCGUUUAAGGGGGCAUGAUGCUGAUUACAGGCCUUCAAGGAGUCAAUCAAAAACAAGGACACCUGAAAAGGAAAAAGAUGACGAACCGUUUCCAUUUAACAUUGAUGAGUUUGUGACCGUUGAUGAAGUAGGGGAUGACACAGAGGACACUGUGGUCUCAAAUACUGAGUCUUCAGUCAAGGAUGAGAAAAUUGAGGAUAAACCCGAUUCCCACUUCAUAGUGUCUCUUAUUACCGAGUCAGAUCCAGCUGGUGAGGCAAAACAAACUGGCAAGACUGUUGCUUCUGAGAUAGGAAAACCUGAAGUUAUUGAAUGUGCAGGUAAAAUAGAUGCCAAUAUUGAAAAAACCACAACAGCUGUAGAAGUUGUUACAUCUCCAAAGCCAGAAGAGCAAGAUUCUCAGAAAGAGAGUGCUGAUAAGCCACUGGAAACAGACAGGAUGGAAACUGCUGUUGUGAACGAGACAACAGAGCCUUUUACUAAAGCAGAAAAUGCUUCAGCAGACAUGGACAACAAUGUUGAGACUCUUCUAACUAUGAAAGAAGGCACAGGCAUUGAGACUUUGGAUGAAUUGGAACAGCCAGUUUCUUCCUCUCCUUCACAAAGGAACUGCCCACCAAUGUCUGUAGAAACCUUAGAAAAAUCGGAAGAUGUCCAUCCUAAGGAGCCUGAAACCUCUGCCCCAGUGAUGGACGAUAAUGAGGCAACUGUGAUCACUGAAAUUCCACCCCAUGAUGCAAUGGUCACUCUUGAUGAGGUCAGUGAAGGUGAGGAAGAUUUUCUCGAUGAUACAAAUGAGGAACCAUUGAAGGUUGAUGAUGUGCCUGAGGCACUUGUAGUGGUUGAUGAGGUUGGAGAAGAUGAAAGCGGGGGUGAAGAAUAUAAUUUGGACAAAGAACUUCAAGGCUUAGUUACACUGGAUGAGAUUGUUGAUGAAGAGGAGGAAUUUGAUUCAUUCAAUCCUGAGACUCUUGUAACCCUGGAUGAGGCCAAGGGUGAUGAUGAGGAGAAUGAGGAAGUGGAGCAUAGUGAAGACAGGCCUGCCACUGCAAGCACUACAACACCAACAAUACCAGAAGAGCCUGUGAAAUCACCAAGCCAAGAAGAGGAUGUUUGUGACCUUGAAGAGCUCCGCAAAAUGAACUUUGUAACUGUAGAUGAAGUAGGAGAGGAGGAAGAGGUUCAACCACCCAGCGAAGAUGUCAAAGAGGAAAAGACAGUUAAAAAGAGAGCUACAAGAGCCAAAAAGAGAACACGCCAAGCUCCAGUGAGAAGAUCCACAAGAGGGAAAAGAGGAGCAACAAAGACUGCUGAGGAAGCAGAGGAGCCCGAGGCAAAUGCAGAGUGUGAACCAGAGGUAGCUGCUUCCGAAAGCCAGAGUCCUCCUGCAGCUGUCGAAUCCAUGGAUCUCGAUGUAAAGCCAGAACUGCAAAAGGCUGAAACAGUAAAAGUUCCAGAACCAUCAACUGCUGAGGUCUCUCCAAGGUCAGAAGAAGACAGGAUGAAAGCUAAAGAUGAUGACAUCUCUGCAAAGUCAGAAAGUGAUGCUGUUGACACACCGAUCUCUGACAAAAAAUCCUCAGUCAAAGAAGAGUCCAAGCAACGACGGGAGACAGAACCGACACAGGAACCAGAAGUUAAAAAGGCCCGCUCUCAUUCCACUGUGAUUGAAGACUUCACCUUGCCCCCGUUUAACCCAGACAAUCCCAUUGGGGUUGACUUUGUGGUGCCCAAGACAGGUUUCUUCUGCAGACUCUGCUCUCUGUUCUACGGCAAUGAGGAAACGGCUAAGAAAAGUCACUGUAGUAGUCUAAAGCAUUACCAGAACAUGGAGAAAUACUACAAGAAGCUGAAGUCUCAGAAGCAGGAAGGCUGCUCAACACAGACAACGCCCAGUAAUAGUUCUUCUGAAUAACUAUUAUUUUUUCCUGUCUUCUCUCUUUUUUUUUAUUAAUAUUAACAGAUGGGUCCAGUUGUUUUGUUGUAAAGUUUUAUUAUUUUUUUUCUUGUUUAGGAAGAAAUGCAUUGGCUUAUGCUAAAUAAAGAUGACAUAAUCAGACAUGUCUCUUUAUAUGUAUCUAAUAAGUUUUGAAAUGUCUAUAACAUUGUAAUGUCUACUCUAUAAUGAAAAAUAUAAUUUUCAAAAUGAUCA